CCCACCCCUGCAGCCAAGGCCCCCGGCCGGUCCUCCGGGCCGCAAGGUGGGCGCUGUUCCCGCGGCGCGUCUCGGGCGGCUGCACGUGGGUGUCGGUCCCGACCCAGGGUCCCCGCUCCAUGUUCGCGGAGCAGGGCUGGAACGAUGCGGUGGAGCCGCGGGGCUCGGGCCUGCCGGGCCCCGCGGCGGGGAAGAGGCGGCUGUCCGGGAGCGGCUGGGACGGCGAGGCGGUGCGGACGGCCCCGGAAGCGGAGGAAGGCCGGCGGGCCGCGGGCUGUGACGGGGGACYUCCCGGCCGGUCCCGAGGAGCCCCGGGAAAGUGGGCAGCGCCCGGACACAGGUGGCCCGACUGAGCCGGCGGGGCUGAGCCGGAGGCAGCGACGGAACCGGCAGAAGCGGCAGCGGCAGCAGGAGCCGCCGGCGGGGUUGAACGCAAAGCGGGGCUCGGGUCCGGGCCCCCCGGACCCGCCGAGCCCCGCGGAGGCUCCUCCGGAGCCCCGCUCGGGCCGGUCGGCGGCGCUCCGCGCGCGAAUGGAGGAGCGGCUGCUCGGCGCCCGGUUCCGGUAUCUGAACCAGCAGCUCUACACUGGGAGCAGUCAGGACGCGGCGGAGCUCUUCCGCGCCGACCCCGCCGCUUUCCACCUGUACCACCGGGGCUUCGAGCGGCAGGUGCGGCGCUGGCCCGAGCGCCCCGUGCAGCGCAUCGUGCGCUACCUGCGCCGCCGGCCCGCAUCGCUGGUGGUGGCGGAUUUUGGGUGCGGGGACUGCACGCUGGCCGCCAGUGUCAAGAACCAGGUGCACUGCUUCGACCUGCUGCCACUGAGUCCGCGGGUCACCGUCUGUGACAUGGCAAAGGUGCCCCUGGCAGCUGAGUCGGUSGAUGUGGCUGUGUUCUGCUUGGCGCUGAUGGGCACCAACCUGCAGGAGAUCCUUGGAGAGGCCAACCGUGUGCUCAAGCUCAGGGGCACCCUGAUGGUGGCCGAGGUGGCCAGCCGCUUUGAGGACAUCCGUGCCUUCCUGAAGGCCAUGAUGCAGCUGGGCUUCAGGACUGUCUCCAAGGACCUCUCCAGCUCCUACUUCUACCUGUUGGAGUUCGCCAAGACAGGCCCGGCCCGGCCGGACCCCGUUCCCGGGCUGCGCCUGCUGCCGUGCCUGUACAAGCGGCGGUGACCGGGAGGGGCGGGGCCRCGCUGCUYGGCCCCGCCCCUCCCGCCCUCGGCCCCGCCCCUCCCGCCCUCGGCCCCGCCCCUCCCGCAAUCACCAAUAAAGCCGCUG
Malurus melanocephalus (red-backed fairy wren) is the source of this 1275-nucleotide messenger RNA. RefSeq names its product ribosomal RNA processing 8 (gene RRP8). The record is from RefSeq and is a predicted model, not a curated record. Gene Ontology annotation, cellular component: nucleolus; chromatin silencing complex; rDNA heterochromatin. Gene Ontology annotation, biological process: cellular response to glucose starvation; regulation of transcription by glucose; rDNA heterochromatin formation. NCBI's taxonomy places the organism in Eukaryota, Metazoa, Chordata, Aves, Passeriformes, Maluridae. Gene Ontology annotation, molecular function: methyltransferase activity.